AAACCGGCUUUAUCUGCCUCCUCCUACUUCCUCUACGAGCACAUGGAGCCGGUGACAAGACUAAACCAGUUCCAUCCGAAGUCGACUGAGGGCCAGUUUCAGCUGGCGUGUUGUCUUGGAGACGGCACCUCUAUAAAUACAGCCAGUAUCGAGACACAGGCGUGCACUUUUAGUUCAGACCGAGAGUGUUAUUCAGUUCUUUGACAGAUUCGUCUGACAAGGGAAAACCAAGUAAUUUUUUCCAGGAUUCUGGUCUAAUGGACACACUCUUUGUAAAUGCUUUUUAAGAAUAAUCGCUUUAGGAAAGCGCAGACUGGCUACUCUGCAGGCCCCGGCCUAGAGUGUUAUGUGAAAGGUUUCAACUUCACUGGUGAACCGCCUUGGCUGCUCUGCACCUGAUUAAACUACUUUGCCAAAUUCCAACUCUUUCUUGUCCAGUUUUCUUUUGUGACCAAUCUAAAAGUUAUUCUGCGACCAUGAACACUUUCGCUCCUGCCGAUUUUACCUUCCUGGAGGAGGGCUUCUGUGCCCGUGACAUUGUUGAGCAGAAGAUCAAUGAGAUGUCCAUGUCGGAUGAUAAGGAUGCCUUCUACGUGUGCGACUUGAGUGACGUGCUGAAGAAGCACAUGCGAUGGGCGCGUGCCAUGCCCCGCGUAACGCCCUUCUAUGCUGUCAAAUGCAAUGACAGCCGGACUGUUGUCACGACCUUGGCCUCCUUGGGCGCUGGCUUUGACUGUGCAAGCAAGACUGAGAUCCAGAUUGUUCAGUCUCUGGGUGUGGACGCUAGCAGGAUCAUCUACGCCAACCCUUGCAAGCAGGUAUCCCAGAUCAAGUAUGCCUCUGCUCACGGCGUGCAGAUGAUGACCUUCGACAGCGACGUGGAACUCAUGAAGGUGGCUCGGUGCCACAACAAUGCCAAACUAGUCCUGCGCAUUGCCACAGAUGAUUCCAAGGCCGUGUGCCAGCUCAGUGUCAAGUUUGGUGCCACCAUGAAGGCAUGCCGGGGUCUCCUGGAGAGGGCUAAGGAACUGGGCCUGGACGUUAUCGGGGUCAGCUUCCACGUGGGGAGUGGCUGUACUGACCCAGAAACCUACAGCCAGGCCAUCUCUGAUGCCCGCUGUGUCUUUGACAUGGGGGCUGAGGUGGGUUUCAACAUGACCCUCCUGGACAUUGGUGGCGGUUUCCCUGGGUCUGAGGAUACCAAGCUCAAGUUUGAGGAGAUCACAGCAGUUAUCAACCCAGCACUGGACAAGUAUUUCCCUGCCGACUCUGGGAUCCGGAUCAUUGCUGAGCCAGGCCGCUACUAUGUGGCCUCUGCCUACACCCUAGCUGUUAACGUCAUCGCAAAGAAGGUCAUCAUGAACGAGCAGUCUGCCUCUGACGAGGAUGACGAUUGGGUCAGUGACCGGACUCUGAUGUACUAUGUGAACGAUGGCGUCUAUGGCUCCUUCAACUGUAUUCUAUAUGACCAUGCUCACCCCUUGCCUACCCUGCACAAGAAGCCAAAGCCAGAUGAGCGUAUGUACCCCUGCAGCAUCUGGGGACCAACCUGUGACGGCCUGGAUCGCAUCGCUGAGGUGUGCACUCUGCCGGAUAUGCAAGUGGGAGAGUGGCUGCUGUUUGAGAAUAUGGGGGCCUACACUGUGGCUGCGUCCUCUACCUUCAAUGGCUUCCAGAAGCCAGACAUCUACUACAUCAUGUCCCGCACAGCUUGGCAGUGCAUACAGCAGAUCUGUGCCCAGGGGAUGCCCACUCCCGUUGAGGAUGCGUCCUGUGUGACAUCCAGCUGUGGCCAUGAGAGCAGCCUGGUGCUGCCCACCAAGUCUAGCCAGACCUGUGUGCUCUAAAAACAACACCAACAUAAUCUCAUACAUACCCACCACCACACUGCCACUCUACUGGCCCAGUACUCUGUGUUAUUAUUAAUUUCCUAUUUAAUGUUUAAAAAUUUUUUUUGUUUACUCAUACUGUUGAAAGGCCAGUUACUUGAUGGGAGAAUGAGAGGGGCAUGUUAGCGCACAUUUCUCACUUUUCUGUAUGAAAGACUGAGAUCUAAUCCUGAGCUGAGGCUGAAUCUCUCUUAAAACAUCACUAAAGGUACAUCUCGGAGGGUUGGAGUCAUAUUGUUACAGGGUUCCGAUUGGCUUAUGCCUACAAAGGUUGUAUGUUCAAUUCCAGUAGGGGCCACAAAACACCUUAAUUUGCAUUGACCAUAAAUCGCUUUAGAUGAGAGCAUUUGCAAAAGGGCAAUGUAAAUGUUACAUGACAGUGUCGUAGGGGAUUUUCUCUUGUAAACUCCAAUUCCCAGAAGGCUCCCUGUUUCAAUUGAAUCAACAACCCAAUCUCAUGACUCUAAAGGGGCUGUUUGAGGGUGACUUACUUCUCCAGGAAAUGGCUGCUACAGAUAUUUAAUUUUCCCCAAUCUCCUCUUUCAUACAGAACCCUUUGUUCAAUGUAGGGACUCAACAUGCAGACUGUCCCUCUUCUCCUUUUCUGUAUUUUUUUUUUAAUGUCUUUUAUUGCUAGGUAGUAUGUCAGUUAAUGAUACAAAUAAUUGUUACUAUUGACAAUGCAUUUUAAAAAGGAUACGCAGGAGAUGGGAUUGCACAUUUGUAUCACUUUCCUAUGGAAACAUUUUUUAAUUUUGUAUUUUUUUUUAAAAUAAAAUGUGUAGGUGCAGAGCUGAA
Messenger RNA from Oncorhynchus mykiss (rainbow trout), 2687 nucleotides. RefSeq names its product ornithine decarboxylase 1. NCBI's taxonomy places the organism in Eukaryota, Metazoa, Chordata, Actinopteri, Salmoniformes, Salmonidae. Gene Ontology annotation, cellular component: cytoplasm. The record is from RefSeq and is a predicted model, not a curated record. Gene Ontology annotation, molecular function: ornithine decarboxylase activity.